Ostertagia ostertagi is the source of this 1092-nucleotide messenger RNA. The record is from the annotation of a GenBank genome assembly. Lineage: Eukaryota; Metazoa; Nematoda; Chromadorea; Rhabditida; Trichostrongylidae.
AUGGGCGACCGCAGCUUUGGCAUCUCUCCCAGUAUGCUUGAGCUUUAUGCCAAUGACAUUAAAACCGUAACUAACAUCGGCGUACAGGUGGCAGUAGUGAUUGGUGGUGGUAAUAUCUACCGUGGAAUGAAUGAAGCAGAAACCGGCAUCGAACGCGCCCAGGGCGACUAUAUGGGUAUGCUGGCAACGGUGAUCAAUGGCAUGGCAUUACAGGCAGCGCUCGAAAAAGCAGGUGUUAAGACUCGGCUGCAGAGUGCUAUUAAGAUGGAGCAGGUAGCAGAACCUUAUAUUCGCCGCCGCGCUAUGCGCCACCUUGAAAAAGGCCGCGUGGUGAUCUUCGGAGCAGGUACAGCCUUUGCCCUGACGGUACGCACGUUGUUCAACCAGAAAAAGCUAUCAGAGAUCAAAUCCGAUUUCAUCAAUAAUAUGACGCAUGAGCUAAAGACACCGCUGGCAACUAUUUCGCUGGCAGUUGAUGCGCUGAACAAUCAUAAAGUGAUCAAUGAUGAAGAGAAGAUACGCUACUACAGCGGCAUGAUACGCGAGGAAAACAAGCGGAUGAACAAACAGGUAGAAACCAUCUUACAGGCAGCCCGUAUCGAACGCCAGGAAAUAUCGCUGAACCUGCAGGAACUGAAUGCCCAUGAGAUCAUCCGCAAGGUAGCUGACAACCUGACCCUCCAGAUACAGGAACGGAAAGGCACGCUGAACCUGAAUCUUAAAGCCGCCAAACAUAAGAUCAUUGCUGAUGAUGUGCAUUUCUCCAACAUUAUCUUUAACCUGCUGGAUAAUGCGAUCAAAUAUUCGCGGGAAGACGCUCCGCUCCAGAUCAACCUGGAAACGGUGAACAAUGGCAGCAUGUUUGCCAUCCGUGUCCGGGACAAUGGUAUUGGGAUGAACAAAGAAACCCAGGCACGUGUAUUCGAAAAAUUCUACCGGGCACAUACCGGCAACCUGCACAAUGUGAAAGGCUUUGGUCUUGGCCUUAGUUAUGUAAAGGCAAUGGUUGAUGCGCAUCAUGGCCGCAUCAAGCUGGAAAGCACACUGGGCAAGGGAAGUAUGUUUAUUGUCUCCUUCCCGGCGAGUGUAUAA